AUGGACUCGGAGAAGUUGGGUUUUUUGGAGAAUGAUUUGAUUCAGGUGAAUGUGAGUUUCAUGGGCAAAUGCCACAUGGUAGUGGAGGAAAUUUUGGGAUCUUUCGGCUUCGGGAAAGUGCCAAGUUCUGAGGAGAGUUAUCAGAAUGUGUGUGGCUCACAUCCUGAUCGGUUGAUGUCGAAAAUUUAUCAGUAUCUGGGUUGGAGAACUCUGAUGGGUUUUAAAGAGACGCCAAAUGGUGGAAAUCUCACAUGUUCACCUUCUGGCCCUUGCAUUCCCUGCUCUCGUUCUGAAAAUGUGCCAUUAAAUUCCCGUUUUAAUGAUUUCUAG
Molecule: messenger RNA, 330 nt
Organism: Fraxinus pennsylvanica
Lineage: Eukaryota; Viridiplantae; Streptophyta; Magnoliopsida; Lamiales; Oleaceae
Source: the annotation of a GenBank genome assembly